AUGUUCCAACAGCUCCAGAAGAAGGACAUGGACCUGGACAUUGUGUCCAACAAUGACCUAAAGUGGGAGCUGAACAUCAAGUCCCUCACCAAGAAAGCCCAGCAGAGGAUGUACUUCUUGCUACGACUGAAAAAAUACAACCUGCCAAAGACAAAGAUGGUGCAGUUCUACUUCUCCAUCAUUGAGUCCAUCCUCUUCCAUCACCAGAUGGUGAUCCUCUUCCAUCACCAUCUGGACUGUGGUGCUGAUUGUGCCAAAUUCCAGAAAAGUGAGUUGGAGGUGAGGUUUAACAAGCAGGCCUUGGAGCGUCCAUACACCUCCAAGAACUCCUGGGGGAAAACUUAUGGUGAGCAUAAGCGCCACCUAGAGUUCAGCCAUGAGCAGUACAGGGAGCUGCAGAAAUAUGCAACAGAAGUGGGGAUCUUCUUCACUGCCUCAGGGAUGGACGAGAUGGCUGUGGAGUUUCUCCAUGAAAUUAAUGUCCCUUUUAUCAAAGUAGCAUCUGCAGAUGCUGAUAACUUUCCAUAUCUUGAGAAGACAGCCAAGAAAGGCCGUCCCAUGGUUGUGUCCACUGGGAUGCAGUCAAUGGAGACAAUCCGUCAGGUGUACAAGACAGUGAAGCAGCACAAUCAAAACUUCACCAUCUUGCAGUGCACCAGCACAUACCCUCUGGACCCUGAAGAUGUCAACCUCAGAGUGAUCACGGAAUAUCAGAAGGAGUUUCCAGAUAUUCCCAUUGGAUAUUCGGGUCAUGAGACUGGAAUCGCAAUCUCAGUGGCAGCGGCAGCUCUGGGAGCUAAGGUGAUUGAGCGACAUGUAACGCUGGAUAAAACUUGGAAAGGCAGUGAUCAUGGGGCAUCACUGGAACCCUCUGAACUGGCUGAGCUGAUUCGCUCCAUUCGUCUGGUGGAGAAGGCCAUGGGAAGUAGAAUCAAGCAGAUGGUGAAGAUCCCCAAAGGAACGGUCCUAACUCUGGACAUGUUGGGGGUUAAGGCGGCUGAGCCAAUUGGAAUCCCAGCUGGGGAGAUCUUCAAGCUGGUUGGGAAGACUGUGACCCAGGAUGUAGAGGAGGAUGCGAGCGUCCUGCCAAACAUGGUGGGGAACUAG
Messenger RNA from Cyprinodon variegatus (sheepshead minnow), 1107 nucleotides. RefSeq names its product sialic acid synthase-like. NCBI's taxonomy places the organism in Eukaryota, Metazoa, Chordata, Actinopteri, Cyprinodontiformes, Cyprinodontidae. The transcript is spliced from 7 exons. Gene Ontology annotation, biological process: carbohydrate biosynthetic process. Bases 1 to 1107 code for a protein of 368 amino acids. Gene Ontology annotation, molecular function: methyltransferase activity; 2-oxoglutarate-dependent dioxygenase activity; N-acylneuraminate-9-phosphate synthase activity. The record is from RefSeq and is a predicted model, not a curated record.